AACACCCCAGGUGAGGGACUCGGGCUAUGUGACGCCAAAAUCUCGCGAUACUUCACGGGGAGGGGCGUGUCAGAUUCCAAGAGAGGAGAGAGAGAUAGAGAGAGAGAGUGGGAUAGAGGGGCGCUGUGUUACAUUGCAAAGCCUUUGCAAAGAUGGGGGACGACAAGCCUUUUGUGUGCAGCGCUCCUGGCUGUGGGCAGAGGUUUACUAAUGAGGACCACCUGGCUGUCCACAAACACAAACAUGAAAUGACGCUGAAGUUUGGACCCGCCAGAACGGACUCGGUCAUCAUUGCAGACCAGACGCCGACUCCCACUCGUUUCCUGAAAAACUGUGAAGAGGUGGGCCUGUUCAAUGAGCUGGCCAGCUCGUUCGAGCAGGAAUUCCCUAAAGGCCAAGAAGAUGAGGACAAGAGGGCCAAGAACCCGUUACCCGCUCCUAAUUCAGGAGCACUAGACAUGAGUUUGCAGACGCCUUCAGACGUUAAGGUGAAGGAGGAGGACCCUGUGGAGGUGGACUCCUCUCCGCCUGGCAGCCCUGACUCCUUCUCCAGCAUGUCAGAUAGCAGCAGAGAGCCCAUAGGCAGAGGACAGGAUUCUCCUCCAAAGCCCGCCGUCAGUUCGGCUCCCACCCCUGCCAUAGUGCGUCCUGGCUCUCUCCCCCUGCACCUGGGUUAUGAUGCCCUGCAGCCCACCAUGCCCUCCCCUACCUCCGUCAUCACACAUACCCCACCAUCCAACCGCACACUGGGAUCUCCCACAGUGCCAUACCCAAUGAUGAUGCUACCCAAUGGUCAAACAGUUCCUGUGCUUCCAGGUCCUAUGCAGAUGCCCUCUGUAAUAUCUAACGGACUUGCGUUCUCGUGGAGACCGGUCUUGCCAGGCUACUUUGAAAGAAUGAACUCGGAAGGACGCGAGGACACAGAACGCACCCUUCUGGCGAGGCCCCUGUGUAUGGUGCCUAACAUUCCAGGAAUUCCCGGCCCUCCACUAGGGGGCAGCAGCAGCGGCUCGUCUUCACCUUCCGGUUAUAACCCCCACACUGAUGCAAAGAUGAGGUUAAAGGCAGCAUUAUCUCAGCAGACGCCCUCAGCUCAGGGUGUUCUUGGUGUGGCGAUGGGGUCCAGUGCGAUGGUACCUCAAAGGGUUGAGCAAAGCCAGCUGCUGGUCCAGCAUCCAGAUGCCCCAUCCCCUGCUCAGCCACAGGUGUCACCCGCUCAACCCACCGGGGGUCGCAGGCGGAGAACAACUGAUGACGACCCUGAUGAGAGAAGGCAGCGCUUCCUUGAGCGGAACCGAGCAGCAGCUUCUCGUUGCAGACAGAAACGCAAGCUGUGGGUCAACUCUCUGGAGAAGAAGGCUGAGGAACUCACAUCCAUCAACGUCUCGCUGUCGAACGAGGUGUCUCAUCUACGAAACGAAGUUGCUCAUCUAAAGCAGUUGCUGUUAGCUCAUAAAGACUGCCCCGUCACCAACCUCCAGAAGAAAGCCGCCUACUUGGGGGAGGAGCACAUGAAAGAGACGUCUGAGCCCACGGGCUCCCCGGCACCGGUCAUUCAGCACAGCUCUCUGGCCCACAGCCCCUCGUCCACAGUAGGGCCCAAUGGCCUGAGUUCCCGUGCUGCGGCUGAGGCGGUGGCCAUGUCGGUGCUGGCAGGGAUGGGCAGCCAGCGAGGGGAGAGCGGUGGGCCAUCGCACGUCAUCAUGGCGACACAGUCCCACCCAUCCAGCAGAUGAUGAGAGCAGCUAACAGUCUGCCUGGGACUCUCCGUGCAUCCCAGGAGAGGGGCAGAUCUGCGAGAGGAAAACGCACUCUGUUCCCAUUCUUUAAUCUGGUUCCCUCUCACACCAUCACGCUCUGAACUGGAGCUCAGCUGCAUUCUGGGAAUGAAACUGGGACUAUGUAUACAUACAGAGAGAGACGGAAGCAGAUUGUCGUUCACUAUGCCAUAGACUAUGGGGGCUGGACUCCAAACCAUGCUCUCCUUUGCAUCCUCUGUAUCUUCUGCUCCUUCCUUCAACUUCCUCCUGCUCCUCCACUGGCUGUAGGACUGCAAAGCACUUCCUGUCAUUAAACGUAUCCCCAUAGACAUAUGCACAUACACACGCUGCAAUAAAGACAUUGCCUAAAUUGUGACCGUGCACUCGGUGUAUGUGUACAUGUGCUGUAUUGCACAUUAAUUCACACACAUGCAGGCUGCGUCUCAAAUUUGUGACGAUGCAAUACUUUAUAUAUUCUUAUAUACAUGUAUUAGUAUGUGUGUGUGUGUGUGUUUGAGAGAAACAUGAUGCUUUAACGUUCUGUAAGAUCUUUUACCUUGCUAUUUUAGUUUUUUUUUUUUUUAGUUUUCAGGUGGCCACCCCCCUCAUCUUACCCUCGCUCAUCUUACCUCAUUUUUAACCUGUUAUAUACGUUUAUAAUCGAUGUGUGCAUGUGUGCUUAUCGUGUGGGUGUACAGUGAUGUACAACAGAAAAUAGCAGUUUGUGAAGGACUGAUACACUAAGACUGCUUUGUUAGCAUGCAAACUUCUUGCUAUAUAUAAACUGUAUUGUAUUGGCACAUUGCAUUCAGUUUGGGCUACGGAACCUUUUUUUUUUUUUGUCCUAUCUUUGUUUUCUUGUGUACGUCAAACUCAGAUACCGCAAACAGCAUACUGUCCGAGGUCAUCGUGUAUGAUUAAUUGUUAUCAGGACCCUUGCGCACAGUCCACUGUCUUGAGAAAUACUGCCUUUCCAAAGUUAGCCACAACGUAUUAAAUUCAACUUAAGAUUCAGUUAAGUUGGCCAUUAUGAGUUAAGGCUCUUAAAGUAGUCUUAGACUUUUUUUGUCCUGUCUUUUUAUUAUUAUCUAACUUCCAUAACUCAUGAGAUAAACCCAUCUGCUGUUUAUUGAAUCCCAUUCCUACCACGUAAGAAAAAAAACUAAAACUAUGACAUAAAAGCUCAUAGUAACAAGAUAAAUUAAGAGAUAAAACAUCAAAUUUAUGGCAUUAAAGUCAUAAUUACAACAAAAACUAAAUUAUGGCAAGUUUAAAUAAGUCAUAAUUAAGACAUAAAAAGUAGAACUUGCGUUUAAAAGUUGAAAUUUGUCAUAAUUUUGACCUCAUGACUAUCUCAGUUUCGACUUCUGUGACAAUUCUGAAUUUUCAUCUCGUAAUGACUUAGUAUGUCAUAAUUUUGACUUUUUAUGUCAUAAUUAUGAUUUACCGGAGCAUUUUAUUAUGUGCUGGAAAUGGAUUUCCAUAUUUAUCCACUUAUUUUUACAAUAAUAACAGCCCUAGUGCCUCUAUACCCUCUUGUUCAGUUACUUUCACAAUUACCAGACUGUUAAAGUUGAUAUCCCGAUACUCUGUAACACUACUGUAUGUGUUUCUCUGCUCUCUUAUCCACACAUAAACAUACACAGUCUCUGAUAAAAAUUUAAAGAUACAAGGAUUCUGCCUUAUGAAUCACAAGAGUGCCUCUUUAUAGGUUAACCUCACUCCACCUAUCGUAUUCAGGCAUCUAUCAGAUGUUAAAAGCUUUAUCUGUAUCAUCAGUCCUGAGGUAAUGAAUUAACAAAAAUGCCUUUAAUAGUUUUUAAACAGCGAGGAGCGCUGCCCUUAAUUUUAAGCAUAUUCUACACUGCCACCUGGAUGUAAUAAGGUGCUAUUACAUCUAACUAGAAGGCUGCAGGGAACAAAGAGUAUCCAAAUCUACUGUUUGAAUGGUUUUACCUGUACUAAGAUGUUUAUCCAAACAUAUGGUCUUGUCUUUUUUACACAAUAUCAGACAUUUUUCAAAUUAAGGCAGCAUAUUAACAAGGGACUAAGAUGUACUGUCGUUGCUCAGUGUAUGUAACUUGAAUUCUCAUUCUUUUUCUGUCAUUAUUUGCAGUGCGUAAUUAACACAAUAUCAGUCUAAAAUGUAUAUAGGCCUGUCAGAAUGCACUAAAAAACUUUUUGGUUUAUUUUUCUGUUUGGUGUCUCAGAGAUUGUCAAGUUUUUUUGUUUUUUUUUAAACACCAUAUCAAACUUACCACUUGACCGAUAUCUCAUGAAUGACUCCUGGUUUAAGUGUUGACCCUGGCUUUUCUGUUGUAUUAUGUGCUGGCACUGUAGUCGUUCAGCAGAGCCCAUAUAGAGGAUUGUUGGCCUGAAAUGAGAAGAAUGGAGAAUUUUUAGCUUCACUGGCACUUUUUCUUUAUUCGCUGCCAGGUCUAUAGAAAUACCUGUAAUUGAUUUUUUUUUUUUUUUUUUUUUUUGGUGUGUGUGUUGUAAGACAGAAAAGUAGAAAUUCUUAGACUUUCUUUUCUCAUUCUCUUUUUGUUCUUCUAAUACUUUGUACUCAAAUAUUUGUAGUUAUUUUUAUUUGUAAAGAUUAAUAAGAAUGCCUUGAGAUGGUCCCUGUUUGAUUCUCACUUUAAUCACUUUAAAGUUGUACCAGAUUUCUGUCUUGAUGGACUUAAUGAUCCAUAAUUCCAACAUAAUGCACAAAUAAUUUAUUAUGGAAUUAUUUCAUGCUAGUAAAAUUUAACGCAGUUUCCCUGAGAUAGACAGACUGAACAAAACAAAAGUCCUUCAGAAUAGACUGAUCUUAUAGGCUAAAGGAAAAAAAGAGAGAUAAAAGGUUGUUUUAAGAGUAUGUCUUUUAUGGGAAAUUGCCUCACUCCAAGUUGGACUGAUAGUUUUUGAAAUUGUCCUUGUAAUGUACAUAUGUGUACCAUAUAUAUUUACUAUUUUUCAUGCAUGUUGAAGUGAAAUACUCUGAACACAGUGCUGCAGUUUUGAUUAAACAAAAAACAAAACAAA
Molecule: messenger RNA, 4790 nt
Organism: Megalobrama amblycephala (Wuchang bream)
Lineage: Eukaryota; Metazoa; Chordata; Actinopteri; Cypriniformes; Xenocyprididae
Gene: atf7a
Product: activating transcription factor 7a
Exons: 13
Coding region: 153-1736 (527 amino acids)
Biological process (GO): regulation of transcription by RNA polymerase II
Molecular function (GO): cAMP response element binding; DNA-binding transcription factor activity, RNA polymerase II-specific
Source: RefSeq, a predicted model, not a curated record